AUGUUUCCUACGCGCGCCCUGUUCGGUCAAGCUCGCGUGACUCUUUUUACUCGCGCUGGCUGCGGCCUGUGCGAUACCGCCAAGCACACCGUCGUCCAAUUAAACAAACGCCGACCCUUUGAAUACGUCGAGAAGAACAUUGAUGAUGCCGGGAACAAGCAAUGGAAGGACGUCUACGAUUUUGAUGUGCCUGUGGUUCAUGUUCAGUCUGUGAACGGUGGUCUUCCCAAGGAGGCCACCCUCUCCGAUGCGAGGAAGCUCUUCCACCGAAUGACCGAGCAGGAGGUCGAGCAAUUGGUGGACGAGGCAGAGAAAUAA
Molecule: messenger RNA, 318 nt
Organism: Penicillium cinerascens
Lineage: Eukaryota; Fungi; Ascomycota; Eurotiomycetes; Eurotiales; Aspergillaceae
Product: glutaredoxin family protein
Exons: 1
Coding region: 1-318 (105 amino acids)
Source: RefSeq, a predicted model, not a curated record